Molecule: messenger RNA, 681 nt
Organism: Ylistrum balloti
Lineage: Eukaryota; Metazoa; Mollusca; Bivalvia; Pectinida; Pectinidae
Product: three-prime repair exonuclease 1-like
Exons: 2
Coding region: 1-681 (226 amino acids)
Biological process (GO): DNA catabolic process
Cellular component (GO): cytoplasm
Molecular function (GO): 3'-5'-DNA exonuclease activity; nucleic acid binding
Source: RefSeq, a predicted model, not a curated record
AUGGAGAAGGAAAGAGACGACACGUUUUGUACGCCUGCUAAACACAGCAGGCAAACAAAGACAGAUAUUCACCAACAAGAAAUUUCCACAUUUGUGUUUGUUGGACUGACUGGCAGCGCUCUUCUUCCUUUAAAUCCAAGUAUCCUUGAGAUCAGUUUGCUGGCCAUCGAGCGUUCAGACAUCCUUCUCUUGGCCGGACAGGGGCUCCCUCGGGCUCUAAACAGGUUGACUAUGACCUUCAAACCCCACAGAUCACCAAUACCUAUCCGCGUCAUGGAAAAUACAGAUCUUCUGGACAGUUCUGUUGAGAGCAGUCACGCUAUAAAUGACGAAGAUUUUACUAUAAUCAACAACUUUAUAGAACGACUUCCCAAACCAGUUUGUCUGGUGUCGUAUACAGCAGAGAUAUACGAUUAUAAAGUCAUUCGAAAAGAACUGAACAGGUUAGAUAGAAACAUCAACAACUCCGGGCUACUUUGUACAAGCCUUCGUAAAGCUGUUCGUCAAUUUCGACCAAACCUCGAAUCAUAUGAAUUGAACAAUGUUUACAGAGUGGUCUGCAAACGAAAAAGUGAGAUCACAGAAGAAUCGGCGGAAAAUGUUGUGCGCAUGCUCACAGAGAUAGUCUCCUGUAUACCUGGGACAAUAGGAUGGAUAGACAGAAACUUUGAACUGUUUUAA